This is a messenger RNA of Rhodotorula toruloides NP11, 1020 nucleotides long. RefSeq names its product beta-keto reductase. Gene Ontology annotation, cellular component: endoplasmic reticulum. The record is from RefSeq and is a predicted model, not a curated record. Gene Ontology annotation, molecular function: ketoreductase activity. Gene Ontology annotation, biological process: fatty acid elongation. The coding region runs from base 1 to 1020 and encodes 339 amino acids. Lineage: Eukaryota; Fungi; Basidiomycota; Microbotryomycetes; Sporidiobolales; Sporidiobolaceae. The transcript has 10 exons.
AUGGACGUGGCGACUCUGAGGGCACAGGCUAUCGACUGGGCUUCCGACUGCCCUCUCACAACCCUCGCUUUCGCUGUCCUCGGCGCUGGAUGGCUUGGAAGCUAUGUGCUGAGCUUUGCGAGGAUGGCGGUUGACUUGGCGAGACCGGGCAUCCCUCUCAAGCGGUUUGGCGCGAAGAAAGGCGCAUGGGCAGUUGUUACUGGCGCGACGGCUGGCAUCGGUCGCGACUUUGCUCUCCAACUCGCCGCUGCCGGCUUCAACAUCUUCUUGGCCAGUCGUACGGCCUCGAAGCUCGAUGAGAUUGCGCAGGAGAUCACCGCCAAGUACCCGUCCGUCAAGACGCAGGUCCACGCGAUCGACUUUUCCUCGGCUUCGGCAGACUACGCCGCGCUGAAGGCUGCCCUCGACCCUCUCGACGUCGGCGUCCUCAUCAACAAUGUCGGCAAGAGCUACGAGGAGCCUACGUUCUUCCAGGACUUGUCUGACCAAGACAUGAUCGACAUCGUCGAGAUCAACGUCAACGCGACGAUGAAGGUCACCAAGCUCGUCGUUCCCGGCAUGGUCUCGCGCAAGCGCGGCCUCAUCCUCACCGUCGGAUCCUUCGCGUCGCUCAUCCCGUCCCCGCUCCUCGCCGUCUACUCCGGCAGCAAGGCUUUCCUCUCAACCUGGUCGCAGGCGCUCGGCAGCGAGCUCCAGGGCACCGGAGUCGAGGUCGAGUUGCUCAACACGUAUUUUGUCGUCUCGAAGCUGAGCAAGAUCCGCAAGAGCUCGUGGAUGAUCCCGACGCCCAAGACCUACGUUCGCUCGGUCCUGUCGCACAUCGGCGUCCGUGGCGGCGCUGUCGGCCAACCGCACAUUUCGACGCCGUACCACGGCCAUGCACCCGUCCAAUGGGUUGUCGACCACCUCUUCUCGCGCCAGUUCUGGCUCGACUACAACCGCAAAUUGCACCUCGACAUUCGCAAGCGCGCCCUGCGCAAGAGGGAGCGCGAAGCCGCCAAGGCGGUCAAGGGCGAGUGA